Aspergillus eucalypticola CBS 122712 is the source of this 1468-nucleotide messenger RNA. RefSeq names its product cobalamin-independent methionine synthase II family protein. The record is from RefSeq and is a predicted model, not a curated record. Bases 75 to 1301 code for a protein of 408 amino acids. Gene Ontology annotation, molecular function: 5-methyltetrahydropteroyltriglutamate-homocysteine S-methyltransferase activity; zinc ion binding. The transcript has 2 exons. NCBI's taxonomy places the organism in Eukaryota, Fungi, Ascomycota, Eurotiomycetes, Eurotiales, Aspergillaceae.
CUUGCCUGCCAGAAACCUCAAUCCUCUUAUCCAGAGUAAUUUUAGACAGAUUUGGAAGAACGAGCUCAGACGCAAUGGCCAACCAGCUACACAGCGCCCCGCCCUUCCGGGCCGAACAUAUGGGUUCCUUGCUGCGUCCCGACAACCUGCUUGCGGUGCGUGAGAAGAUCCGCGAUACCGGUAUCUCGGAGCAGGAGGCUGGUCUGCACGCCGUUGAAGAGGAGACUGUUCGUGAUGUUGUCAAGCUCCAGCGGGAUCUGGGCUACAAGGCUGUCACUUCUGGUGAAUUCAACCGGACCCGUUUCUGGGGACAGAUGUGGGAUGAGUUCGAGGGCACCAUCCGUCUUCAGGAUGCCGAAGCGUCCAUGUUCAGACUCUACCAUCCCGAUGUGGUCAGUCUGAUCGAAAAGGACCGCAAGGUCAUGCCCGGUGACUCGGUCAUCGCUGGAACCAAGCUUUCCUGGAGCCCCGAGAAGUCGGUGUCGAACCUGCACGAACUGAAGCUGGUCCAGCAGGCCCUGCCUGAGAGUGAAUGGCACACCAUCAAGCUGACCAUGAUCACUCCCGCCUGGUUCCAUAUGCGCUACAAGCAGGGCAAGGCUUACACUCCCGAGGCCUACGCCAACGACGAGGAGUACUUCCAGGACGUCGCAAAGGUGUACCAGGCCGAGCUCGACGCCUUGUACAAGGCUGGACUGAGAAACGUCCAGUUCGAUGACCCGGGUAUGGCCUACUUCUGCUCUAAGGCCUUCCGCCAGGGCUGGGAAGAAGACAAGGACAACAUCGGCACGGUCGAAGAUCUGCUUGACGCCUACAUCAAGCUGUACAACGACUCAAUCAGCAAGAUCCCUGCUGACAUGCACACCGGUAUCCACCUUUGCCGCGGUAACUUCAUCGGAGGCAGACACUUUGCGGAGGGAUCUUAUGACAUCAUCGCCAAGAAGCUAUUCGAGAACCUGAACGUCAACACAUUCUACCUUGAGUAUGACACCGAGCGUGCAGGUGGCUUUGAGCCCCUCAAGUUCUUGCCCAAGAACAAGAACGUUGUUGUCGGUGUCAUCAGCACGAAGCUUCGCGAGCUGGAGGACAAGGAGGCGAUGAAGGAGCGGAUCUACAAGGCCGCCGACUUUGUUGGUGCUGGUAGUGGUGAGACUCGCGAGGAGGCCCUCAAGCGGAUCUGCGUCAGCCCUCAAUGCGGUUUCAGUACCCACGAGAGCGGAUACCCUCUGAGCUUGGAGGAUGAGAAGAAGAAGCUGGGUCUGACCAGGCAGAUCGCUGAUGAGAUCUGGGGACAACCUUGAGCUUCUCAAAGCAGUGAAUGGGGCGGUGCUUUCCGGCCUCUUAACAGAGAAGGAAAUGUGAUGAUGUGAAAUGAGUUAUGUAUUUAACAGACGUGUCAUAUUAGCACGUGGCAAGAUGAUGUACAUAUGGGAGUGGUGAGGGGUGCAUCGGUAGGCGCAAUUUGAUG